CCCCUUCUCUCUCUCUCCCAUCAACGUUCCCAUGUGACUGAAGAGUGGAAAAGCAGAGACUCCCAAUAACACUCAGAAGAAAGAUUUCAAGAGAGAAGAGAGAUAUAGAGAGAGAAUCUGUACUUGGUGUGACUUCGCAAUGCAAGAUCCAUCAAAUUCUAGCUCAAUUCCUCACAAUGCUCAGAAACCACCGGCCAACGCGGCAUUCAGGGGAUCACAUCACCGACGGGCCCACUCAGAGAUGCAUUUCCGUCUUCCAGACGACCUAGAUCUCGUCUCCGACCCCUUUAACGGAAGUGCUGGAAGUUUUGACGAGAUCGGGUCGGAGGACGAUAUCUUCUGCACCUAUAUGGACAUAGAAAAGCUCGGAUCCGGCUCGGCUGACGGCGGUGAUUGCCGGAUCGAAAAUGCCGUCGGAGGAGGAUUUUCUGCUGAUGUUUGUGACGGAGAAAAGAAUGUUAGGCCACGCCAUCGACAUAGUAAUUCAGUUGAUAGCUCUAGUCUGAUGGGAGAAGGUAUAGAGGCUAAGAAGGCAAUGGCUCCUGAUAAACUCGCUGAGUUGUGGACCCUAGAUCCCAAGAGAGCCAAAAGGAUUCUGGCUAAUCGAGAGUCUGCUGCUCGUUCGAAAGAGAGGAAAGCUCGGUAUAUGUCUGAACUUGAGCGAAAAGUUCUGGCGCUUCAAACAGAAGCAACUACUCUUUCUGCACAACUUACACUUUUCCAGAGAGAUACCACAGGCCUGUCUGGUGAAAACACUGAGCUGAAGCUUCGAUUACAAGCUAUGGAACAACAAGCUCAACUACGCGAUGCUCUGAGCGAGGCGCUAAAGCAAGAAGUGGAAAGGCUGAGACUUGCGACUGGAGAUAUGUCUUCUUCAUCGUCGUCAGAUACAUAUAAUCUAGGAAUGCACCACAUGCCCUAUUCCCAAUACUCUUCCUUCUUUCAGCAGCAGCAGCAACAUGGACCUAACGAUAUGCAAAUGCAACAGCAGCAAUUUCACGCGGCUAAUAUCAUUUCCCAGCAGCAACAACAACAUCAACACUCAAUGAUGUUAUCUUCUUCUUCUUCCCAGCAGCAGCAGCAGCCACAGGCCUUCUCAGACAUGUUACAGGGCCUCAACAUAAAUUCAAGAGGAGGAGGAGGAGGAGGCGGUUCUCAUCUUGUGAAAUCUGAAGGUCCUUCAAUCUCUGCUGGAAGUGAAAGCAGCAGCUCACUUUGACAUGGUAAAAGGUAGUUUAAUUCAACUAUCUUUGCCUUUUGUUGAAUUUGUUUGUUCAUAGGCUCUGACUGACAUCUAUUUAGUCUUCAUCUUACCCUUCCUUAAUUUAUUUAUUUUAUUUAUUUGUUAUUGGUACGCCCUUCUUUUCCUUUUUUUUCUUUGACAGGUUCGAUUUGUUGUUGUUGUGGUCUUUUUAUCUCGUUUUUCUGUGGUGGUGUUGUGUUCUGUUUGAAGGGGGCGAGUGGAAAUGUUGCAUGUCUUGUGCAAUGUCGGUGUUGUUGUUGUUUUUUUUUUCUUCUUUUUAAUUCUUAGGUAUUGUUAUUGUAUUUGGAGGAGAAUUAAAUUCUUUUGUUUUUACACGUUUCUAAGAACUGUAUUCUGUUUCUGAUUCAUAAAUUAAUGGUCUUUUUACAAAUAUUAUUAAGAUUAA
Molecule: messenger RNA, 1649 nt
Organism: Impatiens glandulifera
Lineage: Eukaryota; Viridiplantae; Streptophyta; Magnoliopsida; Ericales; Balsaminaceae
Product: bZIP transcription factor 18
Exons: 4
Coding region: 140-1219 (359 amino acids)
Biological process (GO): regulation of DNA-templated transcription
Cellular component (GO): nucleus
Molecular function (GO): DNA-binding transcription factor activity
Source: RefSeq, a predicted model, not a curated record